CAAAACGACUGCAGACAAAUCUUUCAUUUAUCUGCAGGACUUGUUACCUUAUUCAGUGCUUUGUGAACGCUCAACAUGUUUCUGAAUAAAUUGUAUUGUGUUAUUUGACUUGAUAGAAUUACUUUCAGUUCUUUACAACCAGUCAUUGCUGUUUCUCCUGUUUUAUUAAAAUGAUUCUCAUCGUCAGUUUGAGAAAACGGAAAACACAAAGUAAACUCCACCUCCAUGUUGAAAUCAGUUUAUUGCUCUAAGUGAGCCAUGUUGAGCACACGAUGAUGAACAUCAACGUGGUACUGGUUUUCCUCUUCACCUUCAGUUGGAUCACUAAGUCAGAUUUUGAGUUUCACUCAGUUCUGGUUCAGCCUGGUGAAGACGUCACUCUGCUGUGCCCCAACUUCACCAACGUUGUUGAACACAUAUUCUGGUACAAACUGAUUGAUGGACCCAACGUCAGCAGUAUCUCAUCAAUCAUUUAUCCUGGAUCUGUAGCUCGUCUUUAUGAUGAAUUUCAACGUGAGAAAUUCGACAUGAUGUCAAACAUCACAAACAUUUUUCUGAGCAUCAAACAAGUGAAUUUCUCAGAUUCUGGAGUUUAUAUCUGUGGAACCAAGUCACCAAGCUGUCUGAAAAUCUUCAGUGAAACAUAUUUACAAGUUGAAGAUUUUACAGGAGCCAAAUGUGGAUCAGACCCAAAAUCAGAGCAAGAUGGACUGGAUGGAUUCAUCAAACUGCUCACUGUGACUCUAGGAGGUUUAGUGAUUCUCCUUGCUGCCGUCAUCGUGGGCCUGGUUUGGAAAAUCAGGACUUUUCAUAACGCUCAGACCAACAAACAGCAUCGACAACAAAAUGAGAACCUGGACUCAAACGCUGAGAACUACGCUGCCCUGAAAUUCAGACCCAAAGCAAACAGCAACACCCAGCUUUCUGAAGUGAGAGAGACGGAGGCCAGUGUGCUGUACGCCGCCACCAGAUAGGACGACACAUAUUAUUUUGAUUUCCUCAAAAAUGACAAUUGUUUCAUUCCUGAAGGAUUUUAAUCAUUCUCUGUUUACAGAAGACCUUUGAUCUUAACAUAAAGUGUGUUUUAGUGGUUAGAAAGUAUAACUGAAUAAAUGAACUUCAGACUUUCCCACGUUAACAAGUAUAAAAAUGACUGGGGAAAAGAAGCAUUGAAAUAAACACAAUAUAUCUGUAUCAACAUUGGUAUUUCUUUUUACAUAUCUGUAUCAGCCUCAUAAGUAAAACAGGACAAAUAUUAAUAACUAAUGUUUAUUUCCAUUUUGCUGCUGGUUGUGUGAAGGUUUGGUUCUGUGGUCUGUUUUUAUAUGACAGUGAUGCAGCGACAAUGUGAUGUUUAACUGAAGUGGAGAAGCAAAGCAGGCAUUGUAGAUGUUUUUUAUACAAAGUCAUAUGAAAUAUGAUACUUGUAAAUAUUGGUAAAUACUGCAAUAACAGAAUAACAGCAGAAUUAAUAUUGGAUAUUAGUGUCAGGGUCUCUAAUAAUUACUCUAAUGUAGCUUAGAGAACAAAAAUUACACAAAAAUCUGAGAUUAUAUAUGAAGUCAUAGUUGAAAUUAAAAGUAUCAGUCUCACAAAGACACUAAAAAAAGUGUCUUUGUGACACUUGGAAGAUUGGAAAAGUGUUUUCCAAUCUUCAACUUUCUUCUUCAUUCUUCCUCAGUCAACAUAAUAAAUAAACUCUCAUUUUGCAAAGCUUUUUUUUUUUUUGAGUUUUUUUGUGUUCAUGCAGCCUGUAGAAUCUUUGGGACCUUUGUCACACACAGAAACACACACCAUCUUCGUGCGCAGAAAAUCCUGCCACCCACAUGAUGCCACUGGGACGGUUUGAAGGAUAUUUAUAGUCUGGUUUGUUCAUAAAGUUAUACUUACGCUUUGUAAAAAAAAUGAAAUAAAGUCUGUCGUGUUCAGUCUUCUGGUUCCCUGAAAAUCCUGACAUUUUCAUCAAUCUUUGAACGUCCACCGGACAGAACGUGAAAAGUGGACACGUCAGGAAAAAGAGGACAUUUGGUCACCCUACACAAGGCAGACAUAGUAAUAUUAACAUCAGCUCAGAGUCAAAAUAAUGCUUUAUUAUUAUUUCAUGUUAGCCUAACAUCUACUCAGUGGC
Molecule: messenger RNA, 2128 nt
Organism: Poecilia latipinna (sailfin molly)
Lineage: Eukaryota; Metazoa; Chordata; Actinopteri; Cyprinodontiformes; Poeciliidae
Exons: 6
Coding region: 273-974 (233 amino acids)
Biological process (GO): response to bacterium
Source: RefSeq, a predicted model, not a curated record